GGAGCCAAGUAGUUGCCAUGGCCCUGGGACCUGCUGCACUAUUCAUCCUGACCCUGUGUAUCAAAGAGCUGAGCAUCCAUGCUGCUGACACCUGUCCAGAAGUGAAGGUCCAGGAUCUGGAAGGCUCCAACAAGCUCACCAUCCUUCAAGGCUGCCCUGGCUUGCCUGGAGCCCCAGGGCCCAAGGGAGAGGCAGGUGCCAAAGGAGAUAGAGGAGAGAGUGGCCUUUCUGGACAUCCUGGGAAGGCAGGACCAACUGGACCCAAAGGAGACCGAGGAGAGAAGGGAGCACGUGGAGAAAAAGGAGACACUGGGCCCUCUCAGUCAUGUGCUGCAGGACCUCGGACCUGCAAGGAGUUGCUCACCCAGGGCCACUUUCUCACUGGCUGGUAUACCAUCUACCUGCCAGAUUGCAGGCCCCUGACUGUGCUGUGUGACAUGGAUACAGAUGGUGGGGGAUGGACCGUCUUCCAGAGGAGGCUCGACGGCUCUGUGGACUUCUUUCGGGACUGGACCUCAUACAAACAGGGCUUCGGCAGUCAGCUGGGGGAGUUCUGGCUGGGGAAUGAUAACAUCUAUGCUUUAACCACCCAGGGAACCAGUGAGCUGCGGGUGGAUCUUGCAGACUUUGAUGGCAAGCAAGCCUUUGCCAAGUACAGCUCCUUCCACAUCCAGGGAGAGGCAGAGAAGUACAAGCUUGUCCUGGGGAACUUCCUUGGCGGUGAUGCUGGUGACUCCCUGACUUACCAAAACAACAGAUUCUUCUCCACCAAAGACCAAGACAACGACCUGAGUUCUUCCAGCUGUGCUGUGACUUAUCAUGGAGCCUGGUGGUAUGCUGAGUGCCACACUUCCAACCUGAAUGGCCUCUACCUUGGGGGUCCCCAUAAAAGCUUUGCAAAUGGUGUCAAUUGGUAUUCAUGGAGAGGGUACAACUACAGCUACAAGGUUUCUGAGAUGAAGGUGCGCCUUGUCUAGCUCUCCACACAGAGAGCAUCCCUCCCAGACUCAGGAGUCUUCCAUCUUCACUGCCAGCUAAGGCAGGAGUGUGCCCACCCUGCCCCGCUCUGCCCAUUGCCCACACUCCACACAGCCCGUGACCUCCGACCUGGCUUUCUUCACACACAUAUAUUCUCACCACAAAGAAAAAAAAAUGCAUUUCCAAAAGCUG
Molecule: messenger RNA, 1170 nt
Organism: Grammomys surdaster
Lineage: Eukaryota; Metazoa; Chordata; Mammalia; Rodentia; Muridae
Product: ficolin-2
Exons: 9
Coding region: 18-977 (319 amino acids)
Source: RefSeq, a predicted model, not a curated record